GGGGACCCAGAUUUCCUCCUGCACCCCCCUCUUCCUACACGGCUUCAGAGCAAAAUCAAAAUUAAUUCCAUCUAGACAAGAAAGGGUUGGUGUGACACACUGGAGCGACAGACAAGGCUUCGUAGUUCAGGCUCUGCCAAAGGCAGGUCUGGGCUUGGCUCUUGGUUCCACUGCAGGCCCUCUGUGUUCUCUGAGCCAGUGUCUAGAUGGAGGGGGGAGGGAGUUAAUAAAAAGAGCCGUCUUUCAGGCCUGGAUGAUUCUGUCCAUACAGAAGCCGGAAUAGAAAUCUGGAUGCAUAGAAAGCUUUGGACAAACUGGAACUGUGAUUAUUAUUAUCAUUAUUAUAGCAGCAGUAGCAGCAUAACUAAGUGUCAGCAAUGAAACAGAAGGGGGAAGGAGCGGGGGACAGUCAGCAAUGGUGUUUAUACACAGAGAAGUGUUGAAUGUUACAAGUUGGGGUGCGGAUGUUGGGGUGGGGAGAGACUGAGAGACAUUGAGAAAGGCAGAUGGAAACUGGCCCCUCCUAACUAGGUGAUGAAGCUAGGUGAUACAAGACAGUUCCAAGUGGGAGGACCCAGGGCCCCUGGGAACACAGAAGCAGUCACACUUGUCAGACAGGGAUGAGCUGUGGGGAGGAUGCCCGGGUUCCCCACUGGAGCUGUGACCGAGGGUGAGGGCCAGGGGGUGUUCUAGUGCUGUCCCCUCCUCCCUUGCCAGGGCUGCCCUGGCCCCUGGGGAAGGCAGCGGGUGUCAAGCAAGCAGCAUGGUGGCUGUGGGCUCUCUUACAGACACACAUGGCCCUCCAUCCAGGUAAACAGGAUGGGUGUCUGGGUCAGCUUCUCCCUCCCUUGGUCUUUCCCGCCUACUCUUCCCCUGGGGGUGGCUGACCCGCCCAGCUCCCCUGUUCCGCGCCCAGGGCCCCUGAGCUCUCAGUGACAACUGCCCAAAUCCUUCCUUGCUGGACCACUCACAGAGGGGUCCAACUCCUUCGACACCAGGGUCCCCAGAACCUCAGAACUCAACUGCAGCCCCAGAGUUCCUAAUGUCUCCUGGGAUGUGGAGAUUGCAAGGACAGUCACCUGCAGGCAGAGGCAUGCCAGAGGAGAGGUGGGAGCAGGAAAUGCCCACUGGACUCAAGGAGGGGCCAAGAAAGGUCACCUGUCUCCUGUCCUCAUGUCCCUGAGCUUGAUGGCUUACUUGGGAUGGGUCCCCUAGCAUUGUGGCUUCCCUCUCCUUAUACCCUUGGGGGUCUCACCUUUUGGGAGUCCUGUUUCCUAAGUACCCCCACCCUGCCACCUCCAGAGGGCAUCGACACCUAUCUCCUCAGAUGCUCCUGUCCCCACCCUGUGCCCCAAAUUCCUGGGGUUAGGCAACUGGAACACCUUUGCAUCCUUCUCAUUCUAUUUUUCCCCUCCCUCCUCGAUGUCCGGCUCUCUCUGUUUCAACACAGGCUCUCACUCACAAUUAAGCUUCAUUACCCUAUCGGUGGAUAGGCCCUGAGUCACUGGAGGAGGGAUCUUGGGCUGCCCAGCCCUGAUACCUUCUCCCAACCUACAGUAUAAGGGGUAGUGGCGAGAAGGAACACUCUGGAAAACAAGGGAGUCUGGGAACAGAGAGAGAGGGGGCUGUGGGUCCUCAGGAAGGUAGAGUAAGCCAGCAGAGAAAGAAAGGCAGGAGGGUCCCAUAGUCCAGAGGAAGAGAGAAGGGAACAGGAAACAGAUCGGGCCUCAAAGAUCCUCAGGGGAGCCAUGAAGCUACGGGGGUCCCUGGCCUGCCUCCUGCUGACCCUAUGUCUGGGUAGCGGGGCAGCUAGCCCACUGCAGAACGGAGGAGAGGGCGUAGGAGCAAGUGCCUCACAAGGAAUGGGAGACGCCAUUAGCCACGGAGUUGGAGAGGCUGUGGGCGAAGGGGCUAAAGAAGCAGCCAGCUCUGGAAUCCAGGACGCCCUUGGUCAGGGGCAUGGAGGGGAAGGUGGCUAUGCACUGAGGGGGGCCCGAGGGGAUGCUUUCGACCACAGGCUCGGGGAAGCAGCGCGAUCUCUGGGCAACGCUGGCAAUGAGGUUGGCAGACAGGCCGAGGAUGUCAUUCGACGUGGAAUAGAUGCUGCUCACAACUCCGGGUCUUGGGGGACAUCUGGAGGCCAUGGAAUGUUUGGCUCUCAAGGUGGUUUUGGAGGCCAUGGCAAUCCCGGUGGUCAAGGGACUCCCUGGGCCUCAGAAGGCAACUUUGGCACCAACUCUCUGGGAGGCUCUGUGGGUCAGGGUGGCGAUGGCAGUUCAUUCAGCUACGAGGCCAACGCGCAGGGGGCUGUAGCUCAGCCUGGCUACGGGGCAGUGAGAGGCAACAACCAAAACUCAGGGUGUACCAACCCCCCAUCGUCUGGCUCCCGAGAAAGCAACUCUGGGGGAAGCAGCGGCGGCGGCGGUGGCAAUGGUGGCCACGACGGCAGCAGUGGCAAUAGUCACAGCAGCAGUGGCAAUAGUCAUGGCAGCAGUGGCAAUAGUCAAGGCAGUAGUGGCCACGGCAGCAGCGGUCAUGGCAAUGGUAACCAAGGCAACGGCGGCCAAGGCAACAGCGGCAGCAGUAGUUCUGGGUCCCGGGAACUGGAGACGUCUAAUUUUGAUGAAGGCUAUUCAGUCUCCAGGGGAACUGGCUCGUCCUCGGGCAGCCGAGGUGGCAGUGGCAGUGGGAACAAACCCGAGUGUGACAACCCUGGGGAUGAUGUGCGCAUGGCUGGAGGCUCUAGGAAUCAGGAAAGUAGAGAAAGCAGCCGGCUCCUUGGGGGUUCCCAUGACUACCAGGAGCAUGGGUCCAGUGGGGAUGGUGGACGCAAUGAAGCUGUCAGUGGACUCAAAGCUAUGAACUCUGACCCAUCUUCCUUGCCCUUCAACUUUGACAGUUUCUGGGAGAAUUUUAAAUCCAAGUUGGGUUUCAUUAACUGGGAUGCCAUAAACAAGGGCCGCCUCCCGCCUCCCAGCACUCGGGCCUUACUCUAUUUCCGCAGACUCUGGGAGAAUUUCAAACGCAAUACUCCUUUCUUCAACUGGAAACAGAUUGAGGGCUCAGAUCUUUCGUCACUGCAGAAGAGGGCAGGUGGUACUGAUCAGUUUGCUCAGCCCGAAGCAGCAAGACAAGAGGCGUCAGCUGUCACAGCCAAGAACUACUAUAAUAGCCAGCAGGGGAGUCCUGGUUACAACUGGCAAUACUAUGCCAAGACCACUGCCAAGGGAGGAGUCACACCUUCGUCGUCCUCGGCUUCCCGGGCACAACCUGGCCUGCUGAAGUGGCUGAAGUUUUGGUAGAAAAUUCCUUCUAGUUACCGAUGACGCUUCACGAACACAGGUCUUCAGGGAGCUUGACUGUACUUACCCACAAUCCUCUCUGCUGUGACAGACCUGCCUGGGCAUCGACAUCCCCCAGCAGCCCACCUGGGGACCUGGUCCACUUGUCCUCACCCUUCCCAUUCAGCUGUGGUGUCUGGGAGACAAGUCAGCCUCACUGGAUAGCCAGCCAGCUUCUUCACCGUCUCCCGUUUGUGACGGGAAGUUCCCCUGACAACGCAGUAGGAACUUCCUGCUUUAUCUCUGUGGAAAUAAAACACAACCUCUUUUGUUUUCCUGA
Cricetulus griseus (Chinese hamster) is the source of this 3621-nucleotide messenger RNA. Lineage: Eukaryota; Metazoa; Chordata; Mammalia; Rodentia; Cricetidae. The record is from RefSeq and is a predicted model, not a curated record.